CAGACACACUGGACAGCUGAACCGGUCCUGAUCUACUGAAAUACUGGCCUCGGCCAUUUUCCUGAACUCACACACUGACAGAGUGAGAGAGAGUGUGUGUGAAAGAAAGAGAGAGAGAGACAGACAGAGAGCAUGGCACUCUGAAGUCAGUUUUGUUUUCUAUUAAUGAGUUUUAUUUAUACUGGUAGAGAGAGUGGGCGGAGCUUUAAGCAGAAAGUUGUAGUUACAUAUAAGAGAGAGGUGUGCAGUGAUCUUGCAUUUAACUGCCAUGAAUGUUAGUGAGAUAGCGUGAUGUGAAAAUGUAAACGGAGGCAUCCAUCCAUCCAUUCAUCCAUCCAUCCAUCUUCUACCGCUUACUCCUUUUCAGGGUCACGGGGAACCUGGAGCCUAUCCCAGGGAGCAUCGGGCACAAGGCGGGGUACAACCUGGACAGGGUGCCACUCUAAAGGGAGGCAUUUGCACUCAAUUUAAAGCAGAGUAGAUACUUUAAGAGAUAAGGGAACUAAGUACAAGAACAAGGUUGAGAACGAGGCAUAGCGAUCUCAACAGCACACUUCACACAACAGGAAAACAUCCAACGUGACUCUGUGAUCAAUGCCAUGAGGAUGAGACUGUCGAACAUAUUUUUAUGUCGUGGAAAAUUCACUCAUGGAAGGCAGGAAGUGAUGACUCAGUUACGGGAAAUAGGAAGGGUAGAGGGCAAUAUUAAAGCUAUAUUAGAAUGUGCAGAUAGCAAGAAAUGGAGGACAUGUUUGUUUAAUUUCUUAAGAAAGACUGGACUGGAAAGAUGACUCUAAAAUAAAAGGACUAUAAUACAGGACAGAAGGUGGCAGUAAUGCAACAAUUUGGAUGCCAGCUGCCGUAAAACCCCAAAGAAGAAGAAGUAGAAUUCAUAACCCCUCUCCAUUUGAGCUCCUCCUCCUCCUUCUCCUCCUCCUCUCUCUCUCUUUCUCAAUCUCUCUCUCUCUCUCUCUCUCUCUCGCUCUCAAUCUCUAUCUCUCUCUCUAUCUCUCUCUCUCACACACACACACGCACACACACACAGACACGCAGAACCAGGAAGUAACUCCUCAUUUCAGAAAAAACAAAACGGAUCUCUCUCGUUCACAGUGUGUGGGUGCAGGAAAAUGGCCGAGGCCAGUAUUUCAGCAGAUCAGUUUUCAGUGGACCAGUUCAGCUGUCCAGUGUGUCUGGAUCUCCUGAAGGAUCCGGUGGCGAUCCCCUGUGGUCACAGUUUCUGUAAGGUGUGUAUUAAUGACUGCUGGGAUCAGGAGGAUCAGAAGGGCGUCUACAGCUGUCCUCAGUGCAGAGACACUUUCACUCCGAGGCCUGUUCUACGCAGAAACAACAUGCUGGCUGAAGUGGUGGAGAAACUGAAGACUGAAGUCCAAGCUGCUUCUCCUGCUCACUGUUACGCUGGACCUGGAGAUGUGGAGUGUGAUUUCUGCACCCAGAUGAAACAUAAAGCCGUCAAGUCCUGUCUGAUGUGUCUGGCUUCUUACUGUGGAAUUCAUCUGAAACCUCAUCUAGAAAUUACUGCUUUGAAAAAACACACAUUAAUCAAAGCUUCUGCAAAGCUACAAGAGAAGAUCUGCUCUCAACAUAAUAAGCCAAUCGAGAUCUACUGUCGUAGCGAUCAGACCUGCAUCUGUUACUUGUGUACGAUGGAUAAUCACAAAGGACACGACACCGUCACAGUCACAGCAGAAAGAGCCGAGAAACAGAGUGAGUUAAAGAAGGAGCGGAGGAAAUCCCAGCAGAGAAUCCAGGAGAAGCAGAAGAAGGUGCAGGAGCUGAAACAGACUGUGAACACUAUAAAGCUCGGUGCACAGACGGCAGUGGAGGACAAUGAGAGGAUCUUUACUGAGAUGAUCAGCUCCAUGGAGAAAAGGCGCUCGGAGGUGACGGAGCUGAUCAGAGCUCAGGAGAAGGCUGAACUGAGUCGAGCUGAACGACUCCUGGAGCAACUGGAGCAGGAGAUCGCUGAUCUUCAGAGGAGAGUCACUGAGCUGGAGCAGCUUUCACACACACAUGAUCACCUCCACUUCCUCCAGGCUUUAGCUUCUCGACGUCGGUCUCCUCCAUUAGACAGAGCAGAGUUUCAGACAUCCAGCAUCACUGACCGUCAACAUCUCUCAUUUGAUGGAGUGAGGAAUUCUCUCUCGGACCUGAAGAACAGACUCGAGGAAUUCUGUGAGGAGGAAUUCAACAAAAUCCUUCCACAUGCUGCAGCAGUUCAGAUCAUUUCACCAUCAGAGCCACAGACCAGAGAAGACUUCCUGAAAUAUUUCUGUUAUCUGACUCUGGAUCCCAACACGGCACAUCGUUACCUCCUUCUGUCUGAGAAGAACAGAGCGGUGAGGUACAGUGAGAGACAGCAGCAGUACUCUGAUCAUCUAGAGAGAUUUGACUCUAUCUGGCAGGUGUUGAGUAAGGAGAGUGUGUGUGGACGCUGUUACUGGGAGGUGGAGUGGAGCGGUGAUGGUGUGUCCAUAUCAGUCUCAUAUAAAGACCUCAACAGGAAAGGAGAGGGUGACGAGUGUGAGUUUGGAGGCAACAAUCAGUCCUGGAGUCUGUGGUGUUCUUCUUCUUCUCUCAUCUUCUAUCACAACAACAUUGAGACUUAUCUCACGGUUCCAUCGUCCUCCAGAAUAGGAGUGUAUGUGGAUCACAGUGCAGGAACUCUGUCCUUCUACAGCGUCUCUGACACGAUGACGUUCCUCCACAGAGUCCACACCACUUUCACUCAGCCUCUAUACGCCGGGAUUGGGUUCCACUGGUUGUUUGGUUCUACAUCUGUGAAAUUGUGUGAUCCAGAAUGAAGUGUGUAGUGUUUUACGUAAAAUUCCUGCACAUUGCCACAUUGUUGCUCAGUCUAACUAGCACACAAUGCAGCUGCACAAAAAGACAUUUUAAUGUAUUAAUUAAAACGAUGAGUAAUUUUACAAUAAUAAAAAAGGAAAUAUUCAAAAUGAACUCUCAGAUAAGAAACUAGUAGAAUUGAAAAAAAAAAUGAUCAGAUGAUAUCUCGUGACCUUAGCGUUAUAAAGUUCUAUCUGUUUGUUUCAUAUUCAGCAACCUCUCAUUAAAUAACUAAUAAACAGUAAUAAAGCCAGUACAGAGCAACAUUUUAAACCUGUUAACGUCACACUAUAUAAAAUAAAAUCUAAACUUUUGAAGGAAUUAGAUUGUUCUGCUUGUGUUCUAAGAUGUAAAAUACACGUUCACGUUUUAAAAUCUGAAGUUGUUUCUAAAGCCUGAAAUUUCACUUUAAAACAUUUAACUCUAUUUAAAAUCCAUUAGAACAUACAGAACAUGAUUGGUUAAGGCUGCCUGUGUUGUGUUCAUCCCAUAUUCAGCCUGGAUGAUGAUGAUUGGACGGCAGAUAGAACCGUAUAAAUCCAAGUUUAUCUGUGAGUUUUGAAUUCUUUAUUAAAAUAUUACAAUCAAAGCUUUGCAGAGUAAAAGAUAACAGCACAGGAGAAUAAAGUUUCCCCCAGUGAUGAAGUUUAUGUGGUUCACUCAUCUUCAGCCAAAAUGCAAAGACAGGAGCUUUUAAUACUGAGAUGAGGAUUUAUCAGCAAGCCGCUGUAUUGAUACAUAAGGGUUUAAAAAAAAAAUCCAAAUCAGUUUGACUGUAUAUUUUUAGAUGAUUUACUCAGUGGGAAAUAACUACCGUGUCUUAAAUAUGGUGUUUUUUUUCAAAAAAAAAAUUAUUUUAAUGUUGUAAUAUAUUGUCUGUGUGGAUAAUGAUGAUAAAUAUGUCUCUGUUAACUGUACCUGUCUGUGGUCUGACUCCUGAUUUAGAUUCUCAAUAAAAUAAAGCGCUCAAAUCCA
This is a messenger RNA of Ictalurus punctatus (channel catfish), 3837 nucleotides long. Its product is annotated as tripartite motif-containing protein 16. Gene Ontology annotation, molecular function: protein binding; zinc ion binding. The transcript has 6 exons. The coding region runs from base 1128 to 2822 and encodes 564 amino acids. The record is from RefSeq and is a predicted model, not a curated record. Lineage: Eukaryota; Metazoa; Chordata; Actinopteri; Siluriformes; Ictaluridae.